AUGGAUCUCAUCGAAUAUGCCACCGAGGCCGAUGGGCCAGGACUUGCCAAAGUCAACGUCCAAAGCUUUCAAGGCCGCCGUCUCCUCGAAGAAAUUUUCCCAGAGGCCAGCUUGACCAGGGUGCAGGAAUUCAAAAUAAUUAUGGGAAUGAAACAUCUUGCCAAUCCCAAUAUGCACGUCCUCAAGAUCCAUGAUCCAGUCAGUGGGGAGCUGGCGACCUACAGCCGUUGGCAGUUUCCAGCAUCAUUUGGUCCAAGCCUGGUUACCAUAAGUGAGAAGGCAGCCUUGUUGGCCAAGGACCCCGUUCCACAUGCACCAAGACCAAUGAAUGAGGAGGUUUUCAAUGCUUUCAAAAGGCUCCUAGAGGAUGGUCGCAAGCGAUACACCACAGAUAACGACAUCAUCCUCGAUCUGCUAGCAACCCUACCGGAAUAUCAACGACGAGGGUUUGGUUCUGCUAUCUUGAAAUGGGGCAUAGAAAAGGCAGAUGCAUCCCAGUUGCGUAUCUUCCUCGAGGGUACGCCUGAAGGUGUUCCUAUCUACCUCAAGUAUGGGUGGAAGAUAUUAGAGGAGGUGGUUAUGGAUUAUACACCAUUUGGAAGUGUUGGGCAAGAGACCUUUUUCCUAAUGAUGAGGGAUCCAAUUUUACAAUAA
Penicillium roqueforti is the source of this 654-nucleotide messenger RNA. RefSeq lists its product as uncharacterized. The transcript has 2 exons. Gene Ontology annotation, molecular function: acyltransferase activity, transferring groups other than amino-acyl groups. Bases 1 to 654 code for a protein of 217 amino acids. NCBI's taxonomy places the organism in Eukaryota, Fungi, Ascomycota, Eurotiomycetes, Eurotiales, Aspergillaceae. The record is from RefSeq and is a predicted model, not a curated record.